ACUAUGUGAAAAUUGCACCUGAGCUGUCCGCGCGGUCGCGGAUUUUUCCGAAGGACUGCCCCUGGCAACUUAAAAUAAAGCAGCAGCUCGAUGCUUUAUCGAGCAGGGGGGGAGCAGGAGAGCCGCCAGCCGCACCACUUCCUGGUCGGAGUAUCCGCAUGCGUCUCCCUGAUGUUGUUCUUGCGGAGGUUGACACCGACGUCUCCUCAAGUGCCGCUGCCAAAACGUUGUGGCGGCGACAACUGACCAAGCCCAAGCGGAAGCCUCGGCCACACAAAAACGACAGCUUUGCUUUGGUGGAGCGUGCGCUGUGGCUUUUCCUUCAAAGGUUGGAAGACUGUCGUGCUCGAGAACCAGCAGGAGGACUAGAAGCAGCAUCAAAGCUGGGCCGCGACGCGUGCUUUAGCAACGAUGACGAGGUGCGCAGAGCAUUUCUGUUCUACUACUCGUUGGAAAUGACUCAUCGAGAGUUCGAUUCUGACGGGUAUAAGUUUCGAACUACCUGGUGGCAGAAGAAGCUGUUCUUGCUCCGAGAAGCGCGACUAGCCGACCAGAGGGAGAAGGAAACUGUAGACCUCCUGGAGAGGAUUCUCGACAUCAUGGUUGGUGCAGAUAAAGAUAAACACGACAUCAGCACGAGGACGACGCAUCAAGAACCCGCACACGAAACUGGAGGUGGUGAACACGAGAUGAACCAGCUCCACUCAACAGCGCUCCUUCACGACCACCGCGGACACGCACGAAUACUUUCGAAGUUGUAUGCGGCGGUUCCGCACGAGAGCGAUCCCCGAAGCGAGAACAUUUCUCAUGCUUUGUCGUUCUUUUCGGGCCUGUACAAAGACGGUUUCAUUGCGCGCGCCCCCACCGACCAACGUCGUGAUUUUCUCACGCAAGGUUUCAUAGAUGCAAGUCGCGCGUCAUCCGCUCUGUUGCAAGGUACUCCACGACCUUCCGCGGAGUACGACGCUGUUGUCGCACAGGUCGAGCGGUACCGACAAGAAUUGGGAGACAUCGACCGGUCGGCCCGCGAGUUGCGAGAAAGCAUCGAAGAAAGCAGCGCACGCUCGAGGGAACUUCGAGCCAUUCUCAGCCGCUGUUUUGCAGCCGGUCUUGGUACUUCAUCUAGUAGAGCAGCCUGA
Molecule: messenger RNA, 1139 nt
Organism: Amoebophrya sp. A120
Lineage: Eukaryota; Dinophyceae; Syndiniales; Amoebophryaceae
Source: the annotation of a GenBank genome assembly